AUGGCGACGACGGCGGCAGGGAUCUCGCGGCACGAAUUCCCAAAGCACGACAAGACCAUCUCGUACCUCGACGCCGGCCCCAGGGAUGGUCCCCUACUUGUCUUCAUUCACGGCUGGCCCGCCGGCGCAGAGACGUGGAAACUCCAGCUAACCACCUUCUCGGCCCUGGGCUUCCGCGUCGUCGCCCCGGACAUGCCAGGGUACGGGCAGUCUCGGCCCAAAAGCCGGGAGAAGCGCGACUACGCUUUGCAGGGCGUCGUGGAGCAACUGCUCCGGUUCCUUCGUCAUCUGGGACGUAGCGAGGCUGUUUGGGUCGGCGGGCAUGACUACUGGGGCGCGGCCGUCGUGUGGGCAUUGGUCGCGCACAACCCGGAAGUCUGCCUGGGCGUGGUGACCAUGGGCAUGCCGUACCGCACGCUGGAGAUGGGUGUUCAGGAACUCGUCAAGUACGCCAACCGCGACUUGUAUCCGGAAGGGGAGUACCCACACGCGCAGUGGGCGUACCAGGUGUUCUACGAGGAACCCGACAACUACGAAAAAGCCGUUAAAUUGUUCGACAGCGACGUCGAGCGGUUCAUCAAGCUCGUCUAUGCUCGUCCUGUAAACGCCGAGCCUGACAAGGACAAGCCGGCGGCCACGGCCAACGUGCUCAAGGACGGGGGGUGGUUCGGGGGCGCCGAGUCGCUGCCUAAGGCCGACGGGGAGGACGAGGAGCCGGGCGAGAGCUUGCUGGACGAGGACUCGCAGAAGAGCCUGAUCGAGGCGUUUUCCCAGGGCGGAUUCUGGGCUCCGACCGCGUACUUCCUCAACCACAACGUCAACCUCCAAUGGUGCGAGGACUGGUCCGUCAACGAGGGCGUCAUCUCCGUUCCCGUGCUGUUCGUCGAGGCCCUCAACGACCCCGUGGCUGGCACGUACAACUCAACCAUCUGCGAGCCCAUGAAGAACUACUGCAGGAAGUUGACCACUGUGAGCAUCAGCGCCGGCCAGUGGGUGGCAUUGGAAGCGCCCCGCGAGACAAACGCAGCGAUUUUGAGGUGGAUUGCGCGUGAGUUGCCCGAGGACAGGGCGUGGCCUGGGGGCAAGAAGAAUCCGUUGAAGAAGAAUGAGUAG
Molecule: messenger RNA, 1113 nt
Organism: Cladophialophora psammophila CBS 110553
Lineage: Eukaryota; Fungi; Ascomycota; Eurotiomycetes; Chaetothyriales; Herpotrichiellaceae
Exons: 1
Coding region: 1-1113 (370 amino acids)
Molecular function (GO): hydrolase activity
Source: RefSeq, a predicted model, not a curated record